AUGGGGUUGCUGCAUGCACUAAAGGACACAACCAACAGAAUUGGUUUCUUUUGCAAGAUUGAAAUCCUGGUAGGUCCAGAAACUGAUGCCCAAUUCCAUUUCACUGGUAUCAAAAAAUAUUACAAGUCUUAUACUCUCACAGGGAGAAUGAAUUGUGUACUAGUCACAUACAGAGGUAUUGCUUUGAUUGUCAUAUACUUCAAGUUAAGGUCUAAAACAACACCAGCUGUGAAAGCAACACAAAUGGAUUUUAAAGUGUACCUUAUCUUCUAAGUUCCCAUGCCUGGAGGAACUAAUGUCAACUCGUCAUGUGAUCCUCAAUUUGUACAAUAAAUUAUGAACCUGG
This is a messenger RNA of Panthera uncia (snow leopard), 346 nucleotides long. RefSeq names its product ATP synthase membrane subunit K, mitochondrial-like. The record is from RefSeq and is a predicted model, not a curated record. The transcript has a single exon. NCBI's taxonomy places the organism in Eukaryota, Metazoa, Chordata, Mammalia, Carnivora, Felidae. The coding region runs from base 1 to 273 and encodes 90 amino acids.